This is a messenger RNA of Thamnophis sirtalis, 858 nucleotides long. RefSeq names its product carboxypeptidase vitellogenic like (gene CPVL). Gene Ontology annotation, molecular function: serine-type carboxypeptidase activity. NCBI's taxonomy places the organism in Eukaryota, Metazoa, Chordata, Lepidosauria, Squamata, Natricidae. Gene Ontology annotation, biological process: proteolysis. The record is from RefSeq and is a predicted model, not a curated record.
GUUGGAACUGGCUUCAGUUUUACAGAUGAUCCGAAAGGAUAUGCAAAGAAUGAAGAUGAUGUUGGAAGAGAUUUGUAUAGUGCAAUUGUUCAGUUUUUCCAGCUUUUUCCUGAUUAUCAGAAAAAUGACUUCUAUGCAACAGGAGAAUCUUAUGCAGGGAAAUAUGUGCCAGCCAUUGGAUAUUAUAUUCAUAGCAAUAAUCCUACAGCAAAGAUAAAGAUCAACUUCAAAGGUGUUGCCAUUGGGGAUGGUCUAUGUGACCCUGAAGUGAUGCUGGGAGGCUAUGCAGAAUUUUUAUAUCAAAUUGGCUUGUUAGAUGAGAAGCAGAAGAUAUAUGUCCAAAAUCAGACUAAUCUGGGACAACAAUACAUCCAGCAGAAAAAAUGGAAAGAAGCCUUUGAAGUAUUUGAUACUCUGUUGAAUGGUGAUAAAACUGGAAGUCCUCCUUAUGUUCAUACUGUCACAGGAUGUAGCAACUAUUUCAAUUUCUUGAAGUGCGAAGAGCCUGAAGAUCAGGAAUAUUUUGGAAAUCUAUUAUCACUGCCAAACAUAAGAAAAUCUAUCCAUGUUGGAAAUUUGACCUUCCAUGAUGGUUCUAUGGUUGAGGAGCACUUGGUUGAAGAUAUAAUGAAGACAAUAAAACCUUGGUUGGCUGUUUUAAUGGAUCAUUAUAGAGUUCUCUUAUACAAUGGGCAACUUGAUAUCAUUGUGGCAGCUCCACUUACUGAACGAUUUCUGCCCACUGUGCCAUGGGGCAAAGUGAAAGAAUACAAAGAUGCUGAGAGAAUCAUAUGGCGAAUACAUGAUAAAGAUCCUGAAGUUGCUGGCUAUGUACGCCAAGUGGGUGAAUUCUAUCAG